Messenger RNA from Cynocephalus volans (Philippine flying lemur), 927 nucleotides. RefSeq names its product olfactory receptor 4E2. Gene Ontology annotation, cellular component: plasma membrane. The transcript has a single exon. The record is from RefSeq and is a predicted model, not a curated record. Gene Ontology annotation, molecular function: olfactory receptor activity; G protein-coupled receptor activity. The coding region runs from base 1 to 927 and encodes 308 amino acids. Gene Ontology annotation, biological process: G protein-coupled receptor signaling pathway. NCBI's taxonomy places the organism in Eukaryota, Metazoa, Chordata, Mammalia, Dermoptera, Cynocephalidae.
AUGGACACUCUAAACCAAACAAGAGUGACUGAAUUUGUCUUCUUGGGACUCACUGAUAACCGGGUGCUGGAGAUACUGUUUUUUGUGGCAUUCUCAGUCACUUAUUUUCUAACGCUUUUGGGAAACAUUCUCAUCAUUGUUACCAUAGUCUUUACUACACGUCUCCAUGUCCCCAUGUAUUUCUUCCUGAGAAAUUUGUCCUUCAUUGACAUCUGCCAUUCAUCUGUCACUGUCCCCAAGAUGCUGCAGGGUUUGCUUUUAGAGAGAAAGACCAUUUCCUUUGACAAUUGCAUUGCACAGCUCUUCUUCUUACAUCUUUUCGCCUGUGCUGAGAUCUUUCUGCUGACCAUUAUGGCGUAUGAUCGUUAUGUAGCUAUCUGCAUUCCAUUACACUACCCCAGUGUGAUGAACAUGAGAGUCUGUGUACAGCUUAUCUUUGCUCUGUGGCUUGGGGCUACUGUUCACUCACUAGUACAGACCUUCUUGACCAUUCGUCUACCUUACUGUGGCCCCAACAUUAUUGAUAGCUACUUCUGUGAUGUGCCACCUGUCAUUAAGCUGGCCUGCACAGACACAUAUCUCACAGGAAUGCUCAUCGUGUCCAAUAGUGGAACCAUCUCCCUCACCUGUUUCCUGGCCUUGGUCACCUCCUACAUGGUCAUCCUAGUUUCUCUUCGAAAACAAUCAACUGAAGGGUGCCAGAAAGCCCUGUCUACCUGCUCAGCCCACUUCAUGGUGGUUGCCCUCUUCUUUGGGCCAUGUAUCUUCAUCUACACUCGGCCAGACACCAGCUUCUCCAUUGACAAGGUGGUGUCUGUCUUCUACACAGUGGUCACCCCUUUGGUAAAUCCCCUCAUUUACACCUUGAGGAAUGAGGAGGUAAAAAGUGCCAUGAAGCAGCUCAGGCAGAGACAAGUUUUUUUGUGA